CGCGCGGUCAUGUGCGAGUGUCGUUGCAGCGGAGCAGUUGCCUGCCGCCGAACGAGAGUGUUGUCCACGUGCGUCGUCCAAAUCUCGUUAAUUUUUCGAAACAGACGGAUGGCGGCCUACACGACUCUGUAGAUGAAUAUAAUAUUUAUUUAUUUUUUCGAAACCAUUUCGGAAUUUUGCACGUCGACUCGUGCACGCCCAUCGUAAAAUUACUAUURAUAAUAACUAUUUUACUUAAAUAACAUAAAAAUAACACGUCAUAUUAUUGAAUAAUAUAAUAAAUUCGUAAUACUCGCGUGGACGCGACUGCCGCUGACAAAUCAUACUACAGCGAAACCAGUGACGAUAAUCACAUCGGCGCCAUAUCGCAUUGUUACCGCGGUUACAUAUUUCAAAAUACAGGGACGUGUCAUGACCGCGGCCCCGCGAGUUUUGGCAAUGGCCACUCUGCUGGUGGUCGGGGCUCAGACGCUGUCCUACGGCGGCGCGGACGGCCGUCACACGGCCACCGGCGUUGAAAGGUACUCGAAACUCGAUCGGUUCCUGCACGAUCGGCUGGGCCUGGCCAGCGUUUUCGGCGGCGGCGGUGUCAGCAACCGGCCCAGUCCGCCGGCGCCGACCACCGAUCGGGGACUGUUGUCCAGGACGGCUGCGGCCGUACCCGAAGACGAGGAUGACGAUGGUGCGGAUAACGAAGAAGACGAUGAUGACGACGAUGACGAUGAAGAUGAGGAGGAGCAGGACGAGAAGAACCAAGUGACUCCCGGGGUGUUGGUCAGGCUGCGGCACAGGAACGCGGCUGCGGUUGCAACCGCGGUGGCGGCCGAGAAGGACUUAGACGUAUACGGCAAGGACAUCCAGAAACACGAACCAGCGAGAACUAUGUCACCGAUAUCAGAAAAUAAAUGGAAAUUUCUUGGUUCUAGAAAGACGGUGGAAGAAACUUUCCGUAGUUCACACAGAAUCAGCUUGUUGCAAGGGCAAGGUGAUAGCGAAGGAGGUGAAGCUUACAAGCAUCAAAUGAGAAUUUCGAAAGAGGCGUCUUGCAAAGUACCAAGAUCUCGAGUGAUCAAGGUAACUGACAUAUACCCCAGCUCGAAUAAGAAAUAUUUACCUUCGUGUACAGUGCUCCAUGUUUGCGCUGAAGAUACAGGUUGUUGUAAUAGUCCAACAUUGAAAUGCGGACCGAAGACUUCACAACCAAUUUAUUUGCCCUUCCUAGUUUACACUUUACCCGGACUUGGAGACUGGCAAUCACCCGAGCAAUCGUCCAACCAGAAAUCGUUACUUUUUUACAAUCAUACUGAGUGCGAAUGCCAGUCAAGAACGGACGACUUGAUGCCCAGAGACACGAUGCCGACUGCUGCCAUGGUGACCCCCGAUCUCCCAACGCCUAUCAGGCACAGACCAGAAAAAAAUAAUCAAAACAGGUAA
This is a messenger RNA of Diuraphis noxia (Russian wheat aphid), 1434 nucleotides long. RefSeq lists its product as uncharacterized. Gene Ontology annotation, molecular function: growth factor activity. Gene Ontology annotation, cellular component: membrane. Lineage: Eukaryota; Metazoa; Arthropoda; Insecta; Hemiptera; Aphididae. The record is from RefSeq and is a predicted model, not a curated record. Gene Ontology annotation, biological process: hemocyte migration.